CGUGCAUGGAGCUGUGGCGGCGUGCUGCGCCAACAACAGCGCCCCCUCGUCCGGACGCUCGGUGCUAUGGACGUGCGGACCCGGAGCCCAGCAGCGCGCUGCGGCUUCCUCCAUGGCGGAGUGAGAGAGGAUGAGACUCCCCAGCUCCAUCUUUGUGUCGGUGUCUCUGUUCACGGCCGAGACCACGGCGGCUCUGUACCUGAGCUCCACGUACCGCUCAGCCGGUGACCAGAUCUGGCAGGCGCUGACGCUGCUCUUCACGCUGGUUCCGUCCGUGCUGGUGCAGCUGACUCUCACCUUCAUUCACCGGGACCUUAGCCGGGACAGACCGCUGGUGCUGCUGCUGCACAUCCUGCAGCUCGGACCCAUCGUCAGGUGCCUGGAGGCGUUCUGUAUCUAUGGCAGUGUGGGCCGCGUGGAGGAGCCUUAUGUCAGCAUCACCAGGAAGAAGCAGAUGCCUCGAGUGGGUCAAUCGGAGGAGGUGGAGCGACAGGUGGGGCAGGCGGAGGGGAAACUGUUCACACACCGAGCAGCGUUCGCCCGCACCUCGGUCAUUCAGGCCUUUCUGGGUUCUGCCCCCCAGCUCACCCUGCAGCUCUACAUCUGUGUCCUGCAGAGGGGCGUGUCCAUCGGCAGAGGCACACUAAUGGUGAUCUCCCUGCUGUCCAUCGUGUACGGGGCGCUGCGCUGCAACAUCCUGGCCAUCAAGAUCAAAUACGAUGACUACGAGGUGGACGUCAGGCCCAGGGCUUAUCUCUGCAUUUUCCUGUGGCGCAGCUUUGAGAUCGCCACACGUGUCGUCGUCCUGGUUCUCUUCAGCUCCGUGCUGCAGCUCUGGGUCCUGCCGGUGGUUCUGCUGAACUUCCUGGUCUUCUUUCUUUACCCGUGGGUCCUGUUCUGGCACAGCCACUCGCCGUUCCCGGAGAACAUAGAAAAAACGCUCACCAGGGUGGGAACCACCAUCGUGCUGUGCCUGCUCACCUUCCUGUAUGCCGGCAUCAACAUGUUCUGCUGGUCGGCAGUCCAGGUCAAACUCAGCGACCCCGACCUGAUCAAUAAGUCCCAGAACUGGUACCGCAUGGCGGUGUACUACAUGCUGCGUUUUGUGGAGAAUGCCUCUCUGCUCUUGCUGUGGUACGUCUACAGGACGGAUUUCUACGAGUUCAUUUGUGCACCGCUGCUGGUGCUGCAGCUGCUGGUGGCCUACGCCAUCGCCAUUUUCUUCAUGCUGGUCUUCUACCAGUUUUUCCACCCGUGCCGGCGGCUCUUCUCCUCCAGCAUGAGCCAGGGGCUUUGGGAUUGCCCCGGUCUUCUCUGCAUGAUGUGCAACGCAUCACCACAGGACAGGCCAAUGGUAAAAGCCACCGCGGAGCCGCCAAGCCCCGACGAUUACAAAGAGCCAGUCGAUGACGGAGCCCAUGACACAGCCAGUGACGACACUAGCGAGUUAGCCAAUGACACGACGUAUGACAUGGUCAACGACACAGUCUUCAACGUUACCAAUGAAAUUGGUGAUAAUGUAGUCGGUGGAUUAAAUGGUGACGUUAGCCGCACGGUUUCACUUAAACCGGCGGUUUGACGUGGCGAUCGGACUGAUUGUCCAGAGAAAGUCUGGCAGGAACUUUUCUCUCUGUAACCUUUGAUCCUUCUGUGCCAUCGCUUAAGUUUACAUCGAAAAGUGCGCUGA
Molecule: messenger RNA, 1687 nt
Organism: Thalassophryne amazonica
Lineage: Eukaryota; Metazoa; Chordata; Actinopteri; Batrachoidiformes; Batrachoididae
Gene: xk
Product: X-linked Kx blood group (McLeod syndrome)
Exons: 3
Coding region: 131-1579 (482 amino acids)
Cellular component (GO): membrane
Source: RefSeq, a predicted model, not a curated record